Messenger RNA from Rosa chinensis, 489 nucleotides. RefSeq names its product RING-H2 finger protein ATL66. The transcript has a single exon. The record is from RefSeq and is a predicted model, not a curated record. NCBI's taxonomy places the organism in Eukaryota, Viridiplantae, Streptophyta, Magnoliopsida, Rosales, Rosaceae. The coding region runs from base 1 to 489 and encodes 162 amino acids.
AUGUCGACUAAAGAUUCUUCUGGACCCUUCCAUGGCCACUACACCGUCCUCGACGACAAAGAGUUCCAAGUAAAGGGCCGCACCCUCUUCUUCGUCGUGAUCCUCUUCACCGUCGUCCUCCUCGUCACCGUCUUCUUGCUCUACGCGAGAUGGGUUUGCCGCUACCGCCCCUCCAACUCACCUUUCUCUUCACACGCGCCGAACGCGCCGCCGCAGAAGCCGCGCGGCCUCGACGCUGCCCUGAUUCGAGGCUUGCCGAUAAUCUUGUACCAGUCCUCCGGCAAUUCGGAGGCGGCUGGCUGCGGUGAGUGUUCUAUAUGUCUCGGAGUUUUCGAAGACGGCGAGAAGGUUAAGGUUCUCCCUCAGUGCCGCCAUUGCUACCACUCUGACUGCGUCGAUACGUGGCUGAGCGCUCAGUCCAGUUGCCCGCUCUGCCGUACUUCUCUCCGGUCAAACUCCGAUGACGCUCUGCAAAUUGUCGUACAGUGA